Messenger RNA from Pseudomyrmex gracilis, 6506 nucleotides. RefSeq names its product fatty acid synthase-like. Gene Ontology annotation, molecular function: oxidoreductase activity; fatty acid synthase activity; phosphopantetheine binding. The record is from RefSeq and is a predicted model, not a curated record. The coding region runs from base 61 to 6381 and encodes 2106 amino acids. NCBI's taxonomy places the organism in Eukaryota, Metazoa, Arthropoda, Insecta, Hymenoptera, Formicidae. Gene Ontology annotation, biological process: fatty acid biosynthetic process. The transcript has 17 exons.
AUUUAUAAAACAUAUAUUAUUUCUCGUGAACAUUCUACUAUUAGAUACAAUAACUAAAUCAUGAUCAAUGAAAAUAAAAAUGAAUUGUGUGCCGAUAUCAAUCCUGAAGAAAUUGUUAUUUCUGGCAUUUCUGGUAUCUUCCCAGGUGCGAACAAUAUGAAACAGUUACAAGAAUAUCUGUUUAACAAAGUUGAUCUUGUUACAGACAAACAUAACCGAUGGAAAUUAGAACAUUCGGAUUUACCAAAACGUAUGGGAAUAAUCAAUAAUUUAAAUAAAUUCGAUGCGGACUAUUUCAAUAUGUGUGAUAUUCAAGCCAAUACACUUGAUCCAGUAUUGAGAAGAUUAUUGGAGCAUACUUACGAAGCAAUUGUCGACGCGGGGAUCAAUCCAAUGCAAUUACGAGGAAGAAAUAUUGCUACGAUCGUGGGACAAUCUUUCUUUGAUACGCAAGAGAUACUUAUGUAUCGAGACUUGCAGAUCAAUGGUGUAAAUCUUACUGGCUCUUGUAGAGCUUCAAUGGCAAAUUUAAUUUCCUAUUGGCUGGAUUUGAAAGGACCAUCUUAUGUAGUCGAUUCAGCCUGUAGUUCUACUCUUUAUGCUAUAGCAAUUGCUCGUUACUACAUCACAUCUGGUAAAUGCGAAGAUGCUAUUGUUGCCUCUGGAAAUUUGUGUCUUCAUCCGAAACUGACUAUGCAAUUUUUUUGUCUCGGUGCUUUGUCACCAACAGGCUAUUGCAAGCCGUUUGAUGUAAACGCAAAUGGUUAUACCCGUAGUGAUACUAUAUCGGUAAUAUAUCUUCAAAAGGCAAAAAACGCGAAAAGAAUUUACGCUUUAUGCAAACACAUUAAACUGAACAGCGAUGGAUUCAAAGAGGAAGGAAUAACAUUUCCAUCGAAACAUAUGCAAACACAUUUGUUAACCGAGUUUUAUCAAGAGUGUGGAAUAUCGCCAACUAAUGUGGAAUACGUCGAAGCGCACGGUACUGGCACAAAAGUUGGUGAUCCAUCGGAAGUCAAUGCUAUCUGCAAUGUUUUCUGCAAGGACAGAAAAACUCCGUUGUUAAUUGGAUCUGUAAAAUCUAAUCUUGGUCACGCUGAAUCAGCGAGCGGUAUAAAUCAGAUUGCUAAGGCUAUAAUCGCAAUGGAAACUGGUUUUAUUCCGCCGAUGAUCAACUUUACGUCACCACGAGAAGACAUAGAAUCUCUCAGAAAUGGAACUGUACGUGUUGCCACGGAACCAACGCGUCUGACAAACGGUUACAUAGGCAUAAACUCGUUCGGAUUUGGAGGAUCUAACGGACACUUAUUAUUGAAGUGGAACCCUAAAAAAAAGAUCAAUAACGGUGCGCCAAAUGAUGACUUGCCAAGACUUGUUACUGUAUCUGGACGCACUGAAGAAUCAGUGCAGUCUUUUUUAAAGGAUGUCGCAAAUCAUCCAUUAGAUGUGGAAUAUAUUCGUUUACUGCAUGACAUUCAUGCUUGUAAUAUAGAGGGUCAUUCAUGGAGAGGAUAUAUUAUACUGGAAAAGACGCAACAGCGUUUGAUAAAAGAAAUUCAGGUUUAUAAAAACAACAAAACACCUGUUUGGUUUAUAUUUUCUGGAGUGGGCUCACAAUGGUUUGGAAUAGGUCAACAUUUACUCAAAUUUCCUGUUUUCGCACGUAGUAUAAAAAUGUGCGAUAAUGUUUUAAAACAAUAUAACGUAAACGUAACUGCUAUUAUAACGAUGAUAGACGAAAGAAUGAACAAAAGUCCUGUCAAUACAUUGCUUUGUAUCGUUGCAAUUCAGAUUGGAUUAGUAGAUCUUUUAACGUCUUUGGGAAUUAUUCCGGAUAACAUGAUCGGAUAUUCUGUUGGAGAACUUGGAUGUGCAUAUGCAGAUAAGUGUCUCACUAUUGAACAAACUAUUUUAUCAGCGUACUUGAUUGCUUUGGCGUGUGUCGAAAGCACAGUGCCUUGUGGAUCUAUGGCCACUGUCAAUCUUGAUUACGAAACUCUCAAAACUAUAUGUCCAGCAGAUAUUAAAAUUGCAUGCCGCAAUAGUCCGAAAAGCAAUGUUAUAAGUGGACCCGCGGAAUGUGUGCGUGUGUUUAUGAAAACGUUACAGGCUCGUGGCACAAAUGUGCAAAAAAUUUCCUGCAACAAUAUACCUUACCAUAGUCAUUAUCUUGCGUCUAUUAAAGAUGAACUUUUAAGAAGCUUAAGUCUACUAAUAUCACAACCUAAGAAAAGAAGCUCAAGAUGGAUCAGCACAUCUGUAUCUUCUACUGAGUGGUCUAUUUCACAAAUGUGUUCCGCUGACUAUCUCACAAAUAGUAUACUGACUACUGUUCUUUUUGAACAAACAAUACGUAUGAUCCCAAAUAAUGCUGUCACUAUAGAAAUUGCACCAACUAGUGUUUUGCAGCAUAUCCUGAAAGAAUCUUUGCAUCCACAAGUAACUAACAUCAUGCUUACUCAGUGCACGAACGAAAAUCCAGUCGCUUUAAUGUUUCAAGGAAUUGGAAAACUUUAUAACUGCGGCUUGCAACCACAAAUUGCCGCUUUAUAUCCGCCCGUAGAAUUUCCAGUUAGCCGUGGAACUCCCAUGAUUUCUCCAUCUAUUAAAUGGGAUCACUCGAAAAACUGGAUUGUAGCGCAUGAGAUACCAAAAUAUGAUAACAUCAGAGAGAGACUCGUCAAAGUACAGCUUAGCGAUGAAGACUACGAAUACAUGACAGGUCACGUAAUAGAUGGGAGAACCUUGUUGCCAGCGAUGGGUUAUGUUGUGCUUGUUUGGGAAACUAUCGGAAAAAUCAAAGGAGAAUUAUAUUUAUCACUACCAAUAAUAUUUCGAGACUUAAGAUUCGUUCGCGCUACUCAUUUAUCGAAAAAUGAUAGUGUGGAAUUGACAAUCAGGAUACACGAAGGAAGCGGUAAGUUCGAAGUAUGUGAAGAAGACACUGUCGUUGUGACGGGUGAGGUGUCCACUGAGAUAGAUCCUAAACAGAAAAUCGCAUCGUUUGAUUUAUCACCGGAUAAGGAGGAAGAACACAUGAACACUCUGGAUAUUUACAAAGAACUGAAAUUACGCGGAUAUCAAUACAGUGGUGUUUUUCGUGGAUUAAUUAGCGCAUCAAUAACAGGUGACAAAGGACACGUCGUUUGGACGAGUAAUUGGGUCACAUUUAUGGACACGUUGCUGCAGUUGAAUAUAUUUGGAAAAAAUAGCAAAGGUUUAUACGUUCCUACAAACAUUCAAAAACUAGUAAUUAAUCCGAUCCUUCAUAACGUAACGUUACAAAACUACGCAAAAAUAAACACGACGCAAAAUAGUAAACAAUUGCCAGUACGAGUAUACAAAAACAUGGAUCUCAUAAUAUCCGGUGGCGUAGAAAUUUGGGGAGUGAAAACUACGUUGAUCGCUCGCCGGAAAAUAAACGCGGAUCCCGUUAUUGAGGAGUACAGAUUUACGGCCCAUCAAGAUCGCGAAAAAAUUUCCUUGCACGACGCAAUACGGAUAUCAACACAAAUCGCACUGGAGGAUCAUCAGAUUACAAAAAUGAAGAUCAUCGAAGUGGUGGAAGAUACAGAUAUCGUAAGCACAGAAGAUCUAACAACUUUGGCGAUACUUGAAGUUUGCAAUAAUUUGCUGUUGGUACAAGCAUCUAUUACUCUAAUUACAUCGCCGUUUCGGUUUAAGUCGUCAUACUUGCCAUCGAACGUAACAUUCGCGGAUUUAAGAACACACGUGGACAAUAAAGUGUUAAUGAUUAUAGGGUUUAAUUUAUUGUCAAAACGGAGCUUAUUAGAACGAAUUUUACUCUUCCUCGAAGAAGGUGGUUUCUUGUUAUCGCGUGAGACAUACGACGUAACAGAACCAACGGAAUCGCAUCGCGAUUAUUCCGCAUUAAUCGGCAACGAUAAUUUAGAACAAUAUGGAUUGAAUGUUAUUCUUGAAAAGCGUACCAAAAAGGAAAUGAUUGUGCUUCUGAAAAAACAAGUUACGAUCAAAGAAACAACUAUUGUUCACAUUACCAAUAAUAACUUUGAAUGGUUGGAAAAAUGGAAGCUACUUGUAGACAAGAAGAAAACAUUCGAUCGAAACAACAGAAUUGUAAUUGUUAGCGAAGGCGAUUUUGAAUGCGGUUUAUUGGGCUUUGUUAAUUGCUUGAGAAAAGAACCCGGUGGCGAAUUUGUUAGAAGUGUGUUUGUUCAAGACGAGACUGCUCCGAAAUUUUCUUUGCAAGAUCCUUUCUACGCGCAACAAUUGCGGAAAGAUAUGACGGUCAAUGUUUUGGGAUCUAAAAAAACUUGGGGUUCGUACCGGCAUUUCUGUUUGCCAGCCCCGGAACCUGCACUUGUUCCCGCUGCUUACGUGUGUCAAACGGUUCUUGGUGACCUAAGUUCAUUUUGUUGGAUGGAGAAUGAUAUAUUCAUUAAUUCUCAUUGUGAGGACUUGAUACGUGUGACUUACUCAUCCCUAAAUUUUAAAGAUGUAAUGCUAGCUACAGGAAAAUUAACUUCUGAAAGCAGUGAAGAGCGAUUUGAGAGCGUGAAUCUUGGAUUGGAGUAUGUAGGAUUCGAUGCCGAAGGACGACGAGUAAUGGGAAUGAGAGACAAUAAAUGCAUCGCAAAUAUCGUUUUAAAAAGUGAUUUCCAAUGGAUCAUACCCGAUACUUGGACGUUCGAAGAGGCGGCUACGAUUCCUUGCGUAUACAGCACAUCGUAUUACGCUUUAUAUAUCAAAGGGAAAAUAAAAAAGGGCGAUAAGAUACUUAUACAUUGUGGUUCCGGUGGUGUUGGACAGUCAGCUAUUAAUCUCGCUUUGCAUGAAAAAUGCGAAGUGUUUACCACAGUAGGCACCGCCGAAAAGCGACGAUUUAUCCGAGAAACGUUCCCGACUAUUCCUGACGAUCACAUCGGGAAUUCGCACAACAUCAGUUUCGAGCAGAUGGUUAUGCGCCAAACAAACGGCCGCGGUGUUGAUAUAGUGCUGAAUUCAUUGGCGGAGGAAAAACUCCUCGCGUCUGUUCGCUGUUUAGCGCAAAACGGUCGUUUCUUGGAAAUCGGAAGAUACGAUCUCGUAUCGAACAAUCCUUUAGAUGUGUCAUUAUUUAGAAAAGGAAUCUCUUUUUACGGUAUUUUUCUGGAUUCAAUGUUUGGAAAAGAACACAAGCACAAGGCCCAAUUAGUGAAAUUAAUGAAUGAUGGUCUCAAGAAUGGUGUUAUCAAACCCAUAGAAGCUAAGGUUUUUCAACGAACAGAAAUCGAACAGGCUUUUAGGUACAUGGCGAGUGGAAAGCACAAAGGAAAGAUAAUUUUGAAUAUUCAAGAGGCAGACAAAUGUCGUAUAAACGCGCCGAUCGUCGCGCAUCGUCGUUACUACUGUUAUAGCGAUAGAAUUUACAUCAUACUUGGUGGUCUAGGUGGUUUUGGAUUGGAAUUGACCGAGUGGCUAAUAUCUCGAGGCGCAAGAAAUUUUGUGUUGACUUCGAGAAGCGGAAUCAAACAUAGCUAUCAACGCAUGAAAGUGUCGUUAUGGAGAUCAUAUGGAGUUAACGUGACAAUCAUUAAAGAUAAUAUUACCACCAAUCCUAUAGAUUGCGAACAUUUUCUGCGAUGUACGGAAAAAAAAACACCUGUUGAUGCUAUAUUUAAUCUCGCUGCUAUUUUAAAAGAUAAUAUUCUGGAGAAUCAAACUACGGAAAGUUUUGUGGAAUCUUUUAAAGCUAAAGUCUGGCCGACACAAACGUUGGAUAAACUGUCCAGAAAGAUCUGUUCCAAACUCCGGCAUUUCGUUGUGUUCUCCUCGGUUUCCUGUGGUAGAGGAAUCAGCGGCCAAACUAAUUACGGUAUGGCCAAUUCUGUGAUGGAAAGGAUAUGCGAAAGAAGGGUAAAAGAUGGAUUUCCUGGUUUAGCGAUACAGUGGGGAUCUAUUGCUGACGUGGGUCUCAUCGCUAACAUGCAGAAUAACAGCGACAAAGAACUCGUUAUUAGUGGCAUGCUGCAACAAAAAAUAUCUUCUUGCCUCAAUGAACUCGACAAAUUUUUACUUCAGAAUCGACCGAUCGUAGGCAGCGUGGUGAUAGCUGAAAAGAAACAAGAAGUACCCGAAUUCUUUAAUGUAUUUCGAGCCGUCGCUGCUAUUAUGAAUAUAGAAAACAUAAACAAAAUAAGACCGACUACAUCUCUGGCCGAGCUUGGGAUGGACUCUAUAUUGGCGGUAGAGAUCAGACAAACUCUGGAACGUCACUUCGAUGUGUACCUUUCUUUACAAGAAAUACGAAAUCUCACUUUUGCAAAACUCUUGGAGAUGUCUGACACACGGACCGUCGCUGAUGGAACCUCCCGCGCUGCAGAUCGACCGUCAAAUAAAGCUAUAAAUUGCCUAAAAUAAUUUAUCAAAUAAAAACGAUAUCAGUUUUACUUUUCGUCAAAAGACUAGAUAAUAAAUAUAUAAAUUUAUACAACUCGUUUUUCGUGAUAAAGAAUCGAAAAAAUAUAAAGAUUUACUUACGCUAU